Molecule: messenger RNA, 498 nt
Organism: Monoraphidium neglectum
Lineage: Eukaryota; Viridiplantae; Chlorophyta; Chlorophyceae; Sphaeropleales; Selenastraceae
Exons: 6
Coding region: 1-498 (165 amino acids)
Source: RefSeq, a predicted model, not a curated record
AUGCUGGCUCAGAAGACUGCAGUGCGGGCCCCUGCCAAGCAGGGCGCCCAGGUGGUGGCUGCCAAGGUCGCGGCCACCGCCGUUGCUGUUAUGGUGACAGCGUCCCCCGCUUUCGCGGGUGUCAUUCUGGAGCAGCCGACGCUGAAGAAGGUCUUCCAGGCGGAGGCCAGCGCCCCCGCGGCGCCCAAGGCGGCCAAGGCGGCCGCGGGCACCCCGGCGGCCCCGGCGGCGCCCAAGCCGAAGAAGCAGGAGGUGGUUGAGUCGAGCUCGGGCGGCAUCUCUCCCCAGUCGGUGGCCCUGCCCGCCGCUCUGGUGGUCGUGGGCGGCGGCGCCUUUGCCCUGUCCUCGCUCGACGCCGGGUUCAGCGAGUUCAUGCGCACUGCCGCCGUCAAGGACUCCGGCGAUCUCGGCGCCGGCUACGAGACCGCGAUCAAGGCCGAGGGCGGCUUGAUCAAGGCCAGGAAGGGCACCACCAAGGUCAAGAAGGCUAAGAAGUAA